Messenger RNA from Aphanomyces invadans, 4778 nucleotides. RefSeq lists its product as hypothetical. Lineage: Eukaryota; Oomycota; Saprolegniomycetes; Saprolegniales; Verrucalvaceae. The transcript is spliced from 5 exons. Gene Ontology annotation, molecular function: protein binding. The coding region runs from base 21 to 3716 and encodes 1231 amino acids. The record is from RefSeq and is a predicted model, not a curated record.
ACGACACUGAGUGAAUCGAAAUGAUGGCGCAGGAGCAAGCGCUGUUGUCUCCAAUGCCGAUUGCCUUCUCGAGGAAGCUCAGCAGUAGCUCUAGCUUCUCCGAAAAUACUCCACGAGACCCAGAAGAACUGUCAGAUCGAUCUUCCUCGACGGAGAAUCGCAGAAGUCUCACCGACGCCCUUGGCGAUAUCAUUGCGGGAAACCGCAGAAGUGGUUUGUCCUUCCCAAAGAUGGGAAGUUGGCGUAAAGGAAACGGCAACAAGUAUGCAGAGAACGGAGACCUUGAUUACCUCAUCCAAAACUCGGACAACUUAAAUUUCUCGACGGACGCCAUGGAUUUAGCCGCUGCCAAUGGACACUUGGAUGUUUUGCAGUGGCUACAUGUCCACCGAACUGAAGGUUGCACGACGAAAGCGCUUAACAAAGCUGCUUCAAAUGGUCGCAUUGCUGUUGUCACGUGGUUGCAUUUGAAUCGCAUGGAAGGCGGCACUUCGGAAGCAAUGGACGGAGCUGCCGCCAAUGGACACCUCGACGUUCUCAAGUUUCUGCACAAGCAUCGCCACGACAAGGAAAGCUGUACUUCAGCGGCGUUGGACCUGGCUGCAGCCAACGGCCAUCUAGGCGUCGUGGUAUGGCUACAUUUCAAUCGACCCGAGGGAUGCACUACCUCGGCCAUGGACAACGCAGCCCUGAAUGGUCACGUGGAGAUUCUUAACUUUCUUCUGGAACAUCGAAAGGAAGGCUUUUCGAACCCCUCGACGACACUGAUGGCACUGGUGAAAGCUGGAGACCUGACGACAUUUGUGUGGAUGGCCGACCAUGCGUGCGAUGAUUUGCAGUACUUUUCCAUGAUGGACGUAGCAGUUGCUGAGAACCAGCUCGACAUUCUCACUUGGAUUUAUGAAAAGAAGCACGGGUUUUGCAGCCGUGCGGUUCAGAAGAAGGGCAAUCCGGCAGUCCAAGCAUUUCUGAAAGCGAGCUUGCACACGCAGUACUGGGAAGCGUCGCACCCGAUCGACUAUGCGGCCUCGCAGGGCUUCCUCCUCUUUGUCGAGUACCUCCACAACUCGCAGCAGCCCGACCUGGCAACCGAGAUGGCCAUGAACGUGGCUGCAACCAAUGGACACUUGGAAGUGGUGAAAUUUCUGCAUGAGUCGCGAAAUGAGGGUUGCACGACCGUCGCGAUGGACGGCGCGGCCACGAACGGCCACUUAGAAAUUGUGCAAUUUCUGCACGAACACCGCUCUGAAGGCUGUACGGUCAAAGCAAUGGACAUGGCGGCGGACUACGGGCAUUUGGACAUCGUCAAGUUUCUCCACACUGAACGCACCGAAAGAUGCUCGCCCUAUGCGCUGAAUGCCGCUGCCAGCUCUGGUCACUUGGAUGUGGUCCAGUACCUGGCAUCCAACCAAUUGGGUGAACCGUUCCUGGCCAUUGAUUUCGCCGUGCAACAUGGACACCUUGGUGUAGUCAAGUACCUCCACGAAGAACAUGGGGCCAUGUGCGAAAAGUCGAUAUUCGACCUGUGCUCUGAUGCUGCAACGAAAGAAUACCUUCAAAACGACACGAAACACCCUGCAUUGUGGGAGAUGGAGCCUCUCGACUUUGCAGCCGGCGAAGAUCGACAGGACCUCAUCGAUUGGUACGUCCGAACGGGCCACUCCAUCUACACCACCAAAGCGAUGGACCGUGCAGCUGCAAACGGACUCGUGGACGUGGUAAAGCGGUUGCACGAUACCCGGACGGAAGGGUGCUCUGUAGAAGCGAUGGAUUAUGCGAGCGCCAACGGUCAUUUGGCUGUUCUCAAAGCCUUGCACGAGCUGUAUGGCAACCAUUACACCUCGUUAGCGCUAGAUUUGGCGGCGGGAAAUGGCCAUUUGGACAUCUUGGCCUGGUUCGAGGCCACUGGCGACCCAACCAUUCACCCGACCUCGAACGCCAUGGACUGGGCAGCGCGCAACGGCCAUAUCGAUGUGAUGGAAUACUUGCACGAGCGAGGCGCAGAGUGCUCCCCGAAGGCACUCGACUUGGCGGCGAAGAUGGGCCAUCUCGACAUUGUGAUCUGGCUACACAUCACUCGCGGCAUCGUUGCAACCCCCUCGACGAUGGACGCGGCGGCGUCUGGUGGCCACUUGGAGAUUGUCCAGUACUUGCAUUCGACGUUCCCCGGCACCGAGUGGUCGAGCAAGUCGGUGGACUUUGCGUUGAAGGGCGGUCACGUUGAGAUUGCUGAGUGGUGCUUGGCCCACGAGAUGCCCAACUCAAGUGCCACGAAAGACUUGGCGGCGAAGAAGGGGAGUCUAGCCCUCGUGCGCCGCUUUCUCAACGCUCAAGACGAACCUGUUUCGUACCUGUGCGACGGAAUGGAGGCGGCGACUCAAAACGGCCACUUGGACAUCGUCGAGUACAUCCACACGACGCACAAGUUGUUUGUACUUCGCAAACCGUACAAGAAGGCAGCUAAGAGCAAACACACGACCGUGUGCAAGUACCUAGAGGCGACACACGUCGCGUUCUGGGACAAGAAUGCGGUCGACUUCGCCGCGAGCCAAAACAACUUGGCAUGGGUCAAGUGGCUGAUGGGAAAGAAGAAGGAGAUGGCGUCGGCGGCCGCGAUGGACGAAGCGGCCGCCAACGGUCAUUUUGAAAUGGUCCAGUGGCUUCACGACAAUGGAUGCUCGUGCACGACCAACGCCAUGGACGCGGCUGCGGCGCUCGGAAGGCUCGACAUGGUGGCAUGGUUCCAUGAGAAUCGAGCAGAGGGCUGUACGACGGACGCGAUGGACCUGGCGUCCCAGCACGGCCACUUCGACGUGAUGCGGUGGCUACACCUCCACCGGGAGGAGGGAUGCACGGCGUACGCGCUUAACAUUUGCGCGGUCACCGGUCGACUGGACAUUCUCCAGUGGCUCUCAGAGAUUAUAAGCGUUUCGACCAAGUCUACAUCGUCUCGCGCACUCCUAGCCGACCCCGACGACGAUGAAGAGGACGACUUUGACCCAGACUUAGACCCGUCCGAAGUCGAAGCGCUCAAGGCCCUUCCACAGGACCAGCCGCAGCUUACGCGCCGCGGUACGGAAGGCACGUUGCAACCGCCUGCACCGACCUCGGCGUCGCGUUUCAAGCUCAAGUCCGAUUCGACGGAAAUGCUGGACCUCUCGAGCGAACACGGCCACUUGGACAUGGUGAUCUGGCUCACGGAGCAGACUAAGAUGAUGGCGUCGACAAACGCGAUGGACAAGGCCGCCAUGAACGGUCAUUUGGAAGUCGUGCGGUAUCUACACAUGAGGCGCCUGGAAGGAUGCACUUGCCGCGCGAUGGACUGGGCGGCGGCCAACGGACAUUUGGAGGUUGUCAAGUUUCUAUCGAUGAACCGAACCGAAGGAUGCACGACGCGGGCGAUGGAUCUCGCGGCCAAGUUUGGCCACUUGGAGGUGCUGCAGUGGCUGUAUGACAACCGCGACGAGGGAUGCACGAUGGCUGCGAUCGAAGAAGCGACCAAGAACGGGUUCCUAGACAUCGUCAAGUGGUUGUACCAAGAGUGCGACGAAGGCAGCGUCCUGAACGUGAUCGACUACGCCGUCACACAGGGCCACGCCGAGAUUGUCAAGUGGCUGCACGGAGUCAAGAGCGAAGAGUGGUCCCAAGCUGCGGUUGACGUGGCGCGUCAGAGAAAGCACACGGCGGUGCUCGAAUACGUCGACAGCUGGCUGUAGAAGACCGCAGCAUCGCUGCACCGUCGGCGUAUUUAACAACUUUAUACGACGGGGUCCGUUUCGCGAUUGCAAAAGGUGCCUUUAUAAGUUAGAGGAUCGUGCAGAGCCCACAACAGUUGGCCGACGCCGGGUUUUGCGCCUGGAACGCUUUUUGAUGCUGCCGCUCGAGAGUUUCCUUGGUCACCGUCGCGCCGACACUCCCGUAGAUACCUUCCAACAUUUUUUGGUUAGGUUGGAAUGCCAACCGAGACAUUACCAUGGCCAGCUUGGAAACUAUACUGCGACGGCUUUGCUGGGUCUUGGGGCGCGAACGCCAGUCGCUCCUUUGUGUACUGGUUCUCGUACGAGUACUCUCCUGGUCGAGUGCGGGACAGUACGCGGCGCCACCCAGGCGGCAAUCGCGGCGUCUGGCCCGUGGACGACGAGGACGGAGGCGUCAAAAGUCGACCCACCGGCACGAUGAUGCGUUUGAAUGCUUCCACGACAUUUGUCGAGUCCAGCGCAGACGCUUCUACAAACUCCAUGUGGUGCGUCUCGGCAAAACGCGCGGCUUCGAGAGUUGACACUUGACGGGUGUUGGGGACAUGGGCGAGGUCGCAUUUGUUGCCUACGAGGAUGAGCACAACGUUCUCAUGCGCAUGUUCUCGGAUCUGCGCCAGCCAGUGGGUCACGUGCUCGAACGAAUGGCGAUCCGUGAUGUCAUACACCACCAACGCCCCAACGGCAUUUCGAUAGUACGCAGCCGUAAGGGACUGGAAACGUUCUUGUCCCGCGGUAUCCCAUAUUUGGGCCUUGAUACGACGGUCCCCCACUCGAAUUGUCUUGGCGGUGAACUCAAACCCGAUCGUUUGUGUGCUUGCUUCGUUGUACUUGUUCUUCGUGAAGCGCUGGACCAAGUUGGACUUGCCAACGCCAGAAUCUCCGAUGAGGACGACCUUAAGAAUAUACUCCUGCUCGGACUCGGGCUUGCUCGACGUGCUGCUGGCGUCUGUGGCAGUGCCCGACAGCGGCGGGUGGCUCUCGUCCGACAUGGGCUGCUCGUUCUUCGUUUGACACAGGAAG